CCGGCUGCCCCCCUCAGAGGAUUCUCUGGGACUGGUUCAUCACCUCCGAAUACUCCUGUGACAGGAGGCUUUUACAAAACCCGCCUCCAGCCCCAAGAAGCAAUAAAUAGAAGGCGCCCAGCCCACGAGAAGCAAGGAGAAGUUUCUAGGCCUGCGUCCCCGGGUUUAUUAAGCUCUCGGCUUCACUCAGUGGCUCUGGCUGGGAGCCUGGACCGCUUGGGAGGACAGUGGCGGCUGGCUGAUCUCCGGUGAAGCUGUGUGGAGAGGGGUCCUUGAGAAUUCUGCUGGACCAACCGGAGGUCGCCUUCGGUGGCUGGAGUGUCUUUGGGGGCUCGGACCCCAGCCAAGUGUGUGCCUCAUCCCUGGCAGUGGAUGGUUCUGAAUCUGAAGAAUAAGCUUGGAAGGCCAGCGCACCCACCUCACCUUGCUGUGUGACCUUGGGCAGGUGGCUCCCUCUCUCUGAGCCUCUGUUUCCCCUUCAGCUCAGCAGCCACCAUGGCUGACGGUCAGAUGCCCUUCCCCUGCCACUACACGAGCCGCCGGCGCCGGGACCCCUUCAGGGACUCGCCCCUGUCCUCCCGCCUGCUGGACGAUGGCUUUGGCAUGGACCCCUUCCCCGACGACUUGACUGCCUCUUGGCCUGACUGGGCCCUGCCUCGACUCUCCUCCGCCUGGCCGGGGACCCUGAGGUCGGGAAUGGUGCCCCGGGGGCCCACUGCCAUGACCAGAUUUGGGGUGCCUGCUGAGGGCAGGAGCCCCCCACCAUUCCCCGGGGAGCCCUGGAAAGUGUGUGUCAACGUGCACAGCUUUAAGCCGGAGGAGCUGAUGGUAAAGACCAAGGACGGAUACGUGGAGGUGUCUGGUAAACACGAAGAAAAGCAGCAAGAGGGGGGCAUCGUCUCCAAGAACUUCACAAAGAAAAUCCAGCUUCCUGCAGAGGUGGAUCCUGUGACAGUGUUUGCCUCCCUUUCCCCAGAAGGCCUGCUGAUCAUCGAAGCUCCCCAGGUUCCCCCUUACUCACCGUUUGGAGAGAGCAGUUUCAACAACGAGCUUCCUCAAGAUGGCCAGGAGGUCACUUGUACCUGAGACCCCAGUCUUGGCCCUUUGUUGUUCCCUCCCGAACCCCUGGGCUUCUCUGAUUCCAGGAUACAUUACUAUAGCUGAACUCGUAGAUUUAGUGUGGCUAAAAUGCUGGGGGUCGGGGUGGAUUGACCAGAUUCCCUGGAUAGUGUCAGUAGUAGGUUUUUCUGCAAGAUGGCUCAGUUGACAGGUCAUGCUCCAUUGUAUUAGGCCAAAGUGCUGGGGGUUUUCCUUUCUUUACCUUUUCUAUCAUGAUGAAAAUGUUGCACAUUUUACAGUUGCAAAACAAAUAAAAGGGGACAUAACAUUUCACUUUGUAUCUUAUCUUGCAGCUAAUGCAAGAGUUGCUUUUCUCUGGGGACCGGGAUUCCCAUUCUGGGCUCCCAAUGUCCAUACCUGCCCCUUGGUUUGGUUGAUGGAGCCCUCGUAGCUUACCCACAGUGUUUCUGCAGCCCUGGUUUACAAAGGGUUAUAGACAGGUCUUAUAUCCCCAUAUGGGAUUUAUCCAGCAACCGCAUGAAAACAGACAGUGCCGUGUGCCCUCCACCCAGGCAUUUAUAGCAUGUUCCCAAGCUGGCACUCCCCAAGGACUUUAGAAGUCCUUUAGUUUAUUCUCUGGUUAAAGUCCCCCCUUUCUUGUGUCUCCUAUGUCCAAGUCGGGAUUUUUACAGAGGGGGCUGUCUCCAGACAGCUCCACCAGGAACCAAGCAGAGGCCAAAUAGUCUGGCAGGCAGGCUAGUGGUGUUGUGUAUAUGGGUGGGACGUGUGUGUCAUUGUUAUUUGAAUUGUGCUGUUGUUUAGGGAAAAUAACAGUAAACAGUAAUAAAAGGAACUGAUGUUAUUA
Molecule: messenger RNA, 1924 nt
Organism: Bubalus bubalis (water buffalo)
Lineage: Eukaryota; Metazoa; Chordata; Mammalia; Artiodactyla; Bovidae
Gene: HSPB8
Product: heat shock protein family B (small) member 8
Exons: 3
Coding region: 496-1086 (196 amino acids)
Biological process (GO): cellular response to unfolded protein
Cellular component (GO): cytoplasm; protein folding chaperone complex; nucleus
Molecular function (GO): protein homodimerization activity
Source: RefSeq, a predicted model, not a curated record